UCUCGAUGAUCAGAGUCCUGCUGGCCUGCUGUAGUUCUCUGUUGCUUCUGGAAGACUUUUAAGGAUUCACACUGAGUGAUUAGAUGGAUAAACCGUAACACUGAGAUUUCUUUUUUUUUUUACAUUUAAAAGUCGCUUUCCCUGAAAACAGUAACAGCAAGUGCCAAGGUGAUGCAGAAGCAAGUUGAAGUCAGGAUGCAUGAGAACCACCUGGAGCCACCAAUGGUGGUGGAACCACAGCCUGCCUGUUUUGGCAUCUGCAAAGCGCUAAGGAAAAACCUCCUUCUAACAAUAACAAUCCUUGGUGUCAUAAUUGGGUCCGUGGUAGGGAUGCUGCUGCGCUACAUCUCGCCACUUCCUGCUGAUGUCAUUAUGGUCAUUGGCUUCCCUGGGGAGAUCCUGAUGAGAAUGUUGAAGAUGCUCAUCUUACCUCUCAUCAUUUCCAGUUUAAUCACAGGCCUGGCUGGACUGGACGCAAAGUCGAGUGGACGCCUGGGGACGAGAGCCAUGGUCUACUACAUGUCCACCACGGUCAUCGCGGCUGUGCUAGGGGUGAUCCUAGUGCUUGCUAUUCACCCAGGGAACCCUAAGCUGAAAACAAAUCUUGGUCCAGGAAAGAAAAAUGACGAGGUUUCAAGUUUAGAUGCUUUCUUUGACCUCAUCAGGAACCUCUUUCCAGAGAAUCUGGUGCAGGCUUGCUUCCAGCAGAUAUCCACUGUCUCGACUAAGACUGAGAUUCCUCCCCCUAUGAUGAUGCGCAACGGACGAAACGUCACUAGAUCGCCACCAACAUUUUCUGUCAAAAAAACUCUGCAGUUCAGGAGUGGAAUGAACGUAUUAGGUCUCAUCGGCUUCUUUGUGGCAUUUGGGAUCAUCAUGGGCAAGAUGGGGGAGAAGGCCAAGCUGAUGCUGGACUUCUUCAACUGCCUCAAUGAGAUCGUCAUGAGACUCGUUGGCUUGAUCAUGUGGUACUCUCCUGUUGGUAUUGCCUGUCUCAUCUGCGGGAAGAUCAUCUCCAUUAAUGAUCUGGAGAUGGUGGCACGUCAGCUGGGAAUGUACAUGGUCACAGUCAUCGUGGGCCUCAUUAUCCAUGGUGCCAUAUUCUUGCCGUUGAUAUACUUCGUCAUAGUUAAAGAAAAUCCCUACCAUUUCUUCAUGGGAAUCUUCCAAGCCUGGGUCACUGCUUUGGGAACAGCCUCCAGUGCUGGCACUCUGCCUGUCACAUUCCGAUGCCUUGAGGAAAACCUUGGCAUUGAUAAGAGAGUGACUCGCUUUGUGCUCCCUGUUGGUGCAACCAUUAACAUGGAUGGUACAGCUCUCUAUGAAGCCGUGGCAGCCAUUUUCAUUGCUCAGAUGAAUGGAAUUGAUCUCGAUUAUGGUCAGAUUGCCACAGUCAGCUUAACGUCCACCCUAGCUAGUGUGGGUGCGGCUAGUAUUCCGAGUGCUGGUUUGGUGACCAUGAUUCUGAUCCUGACUGCUGUGGGACUGCCUACCUCAGACAUCAGUUUGCUGGUGGCGGUUGACUGGCUUCUGGAUCGCUUCAGAACUUCAGUGAAUGUUGUUGGUGAUUCCUAUGGUGCUGGAAUUGUUUACCACCUUUCAAAAGACGAGUUGGACAGUCUUGAUGCACAGGCCAAAUUCGAUGAAAUGGAGAUGUCAAAAACACAGUCCUUCUAUGAAAACAAUACCAACCAGCACGUAUACACCCAACGCCACUCCUGCCCACAAGUAAUGAUUGAUGACUGCAAGGUAACCUCAAAUGGCUCCCCUGCGGAGUACUCUGUUGUUGAGGAGGAACCUUGGAUACGCGAGUAAUACAUCACACAGAUCCUGCUUCGCCUUAUCCUGAGUUCCUCAAGGUUUACCCUUCACGAUGAAAAAUGAAAGAACCCAAACAUCACUUUCUCAGAACUAAAACAAGCAAACAAUGAACUGGACACAUACAUGCAACUCUGACACUCUGAACUGGAAUAUUGAUAGUGCAAACCACUCGCAUGGAACUACCAAUGCUCUCAUACACUGUACCAGAAGAUGGCAUUAGCAUAUAUAAUUUAAUACUGGAAAGGGGACCAAAACAGGGGGCUAUACUGUAAGCCUUACCUUUGGGUGAAUGGCCUCUUAAGAGUGAAAACCUAAAAUAUGUUGAGAACAGUAGCAGUCCAAACCUCAUGAAAUAACAGAGGGAGCGACACGCCCUAACCAGUAAAGAGGAAGGUUUGGCCUUGUCUAUUUGAAAUAUGUGGAAGGCCCAAAGCUAUAAAAAACAAUCUGCCCAUUUUAGGGCAGAGCUUCCUUUGAACUGUCACAAGGGUUUUAGUAUAACUAUCCCCAGUAGUCUUUUAGAGUAUUUUCAUCUGAAUUUUGGUGAAGGAAUGUUUCAAAAGCACUCCGAAACCUACUGCCUUCCGACAGCGAUCUUAAUAGAGUUUGAAUGUCUAUGAAAGUAUGUUUUUAUGUCUUCUUAAGAUACUGGUGAAAUACCCAGGAAUAACAUUUCAUACACACAGCUGUCCUUGAAUCUAAUUUCAUUGCUCCUAAAAAAAAAGUAACACAAGUGGCUCUUCUGCCAUCUCUAAGUUCACAGAAUCCUAGUCCCCUUACAGGCGAGCGAGGGCCCUCUGGUGCCAUGCAGCAGGUGCUGGGAGAAAGGAUCAGCUUGUUUCAGGGAGUAACCUUUGUCUGGCUGGACUUAGGAGGAUUAACCCCUGCUGUUGACUCACAUAAUCAGCCACUUAGCACACGAGCUUACCUCUGCGCUGAAUAUAUCCAAAAAGGCCGAGCCUCCCAGAAUUGCAGAGUAUUUUUAGGCAGCAGCCGAGGCACAUGCCGCAUUAGCAAUUAGGAGCAGGGCACACCAAAGACUUAUUGCAAAUCCUGACAGUGAGACAACCAGCAUGUUUUACUAUAUUUCACAUAAAGCUUUUUGGAUUAUUGGCUUAUUUUACUCCUACCGUGGCUGCGUAGUUUGAGAAAACAGGGAUUAGACGUUGCUGUGUCUUUGCUGUAUUGCAAGCUUUGAGAUAUACAUGCGUGUCUAUGCUAAGGUGGUGCAAGUGUGCUUAUGUCUGAGAGAGAGGAGUUUGCAAACAUUUGCUCGCCCAAAUGAGACAGUAGAUUGUGCAUAUGUUUUGUGUGCUUUGUUAACUGUUAUUUAUAUGCUACUGUACAUGACAACCUUGCCUUGAAGAUGUCAACUGCAAAUUGUGCAGUCAGUGUGACAAUUAUGACCAUACUGAUUCCCAUAACCUAUUUUAGUAUAUUUUUUUGCAUUUCUUAAGUGAAAGCCCAGCAUCAUCAUAUCCUCUGGUGGAUAUAUAGUGUAUUUCCACUGCAGCAUUAACCUGUCUAUCAAUUCAAGAAUUGACAAAUCACUUGCUCCACUGUCAAAGGCAAAUUGAAAAUUUAGUAAGUGUUUGUUAGAAAUGUGAUGCUGAAAAAGUAUCCGUGAAGAGUAUAAUCCGUCUGCAUGGCACCCUGUACCAGUUAACUGUUACAGCAGCAUUACUGUUAUUUAUUUAUUUUUGCACGAUAAUCUUACAUGUAAGUGCCUCAUUGCACUUUGUGUAUAUAUAUAUAUCAUAUAUUAGACAGAAAUAUAUUUUGUUGAACUGGUGUGUAGGCUUUUGAAAUGGAUAGUUCUUGCUCAUUGUGUCUAAAAAUAGAGAAACAAAUAUAUAUAUCCAUACAUUUAUAAAAGUAAGGUUGUUUGUAAUUAAGUUUGGAUAGUUCAGAACUGGUGUUUGUAAUUCCACCUACAGUGUUCAUAUCCAUAUAUUUGGGCCAUAUGAAAUCUGGUUUAAAUUAAGAAUUACACACCAGAUUGAGAGAGAAAAAAAUUGAAAAAAUUACAAAAAAUAUUUUUCACUUGUCUAUGACAGAGUUGUCCUAGGCUCUCAGAAUUUGUGUUUUUGUCUGUUUUUACUAGAAUUCUUGGCUCUAGGGGAAAAAGUAAAAUGACUUUAAGAGUUGUCAGUGUUACCUGGGUAAUGUUUUGUAUGGCUCUUCACCAUGUAUACCAUGACCAGAGUACAGAGGGGCAGGGGAAAUGUAGGAGCUUGCUGACGUAUCUCUGCAGUGGAGAUAUGUGUUCAGGCAGGGCCUGGCACGGGAGCAUGGGAAAGACAUUCCUCAUAGUGAAGGAUGUGCUGCGUUGUCUAUGCUCAUCUUGAUCCACUUUUGUGUUCACAUUUGAUUUAAAACCAAGUGUGUAACUUGCAUACCAAGACCCACUUUUUAAAAUUUGUCUUUUUCCUCUAUUUUGUUUUCUAUGGUUAUGACAAAUGUAAAUAAAGACAAAUAUUGUCUCUAUUUUCUAUCUCUUUUUUGAUGAGAAGCACUGUUUGUGCAGGAGCAUGUGCAGAUAUACUCUAUACUUUCAUGUCUUUUCAAGUUCACAUCAUAACUAGAGCCACAUUCAUACAACAGACUGGCGAGUGCAUGAUCCAUGUGCAUGUGUAAGCACAGGCAUUGUCUUUGUGCAUGCAAGUGUGAAUGUCUGUGUGUGUGUGUGUGUGUGUGCGCGUGUGUGUGUGGGUAUGUGUGUGUCUCUGUGAGUAACAGAGAAAAAGCAGACUUAUUUUUACUUUGCAACAACUGAACUAAUGUAUUAUAAUGUAUUUUACUGUGUUCAUACUGUAUAAUUCUGUAU
This is a messenger RNA of Sardina pilchardus (European sardine), 4648 nucleotides long. RefSeq names its product solute carrier family 1 member 2a (gene slc1a2a). Gene Ontology annotation, biological process: L-glutamate import across plasma membrane; L-aspartate transmembrane transport. Gene Ontology annotation, cellular component: plasma membrane. Gene Ontology annotation, molecular function: neutral L-amino acid transmembrane transporter activity; glutamate:sodium symporter activity; L-glutamate transmembrane transporter activity. The record is from RefSeq and is a predicted model, not a curated record. Bases 172 to 1815 code for a protein of 547 amino acids. Lineage: Eukaryota; Metazoa; Chordata; Actinopteri; Clupeiformes; Clupeidae. The transcript has 11 exons.